Messenger RNA from Osmia bicornis bicornis, 1296 nucleotides. RefSeq names its product jerky protein homolog-like. The transcript has 2 exons. The record is from RefSeq and is a predicted model, not a curated record. Lineage: Eukaryota; Metazoa; Arthropoda; Insecta; Hymenoptera; Megachilidae. Gene Ontology annotation, cellular component: nucleus. Gene Ontology annotation, molecular function: DNA binding. Bases 1 to 1296 code for a protein of 431 amino acids.
AUGGCGACUAGGAAGAAAUACACAGUUUUGAAUAUGCAACAACGCUUGGACGUUUUAAAAGAUCUGCAAGAUACGGCACUCACGAUAUCGGAAAUUGGAAAAAAGUAUGGUGUCGACGCCAAAACAAUUCGUCGAAUUAAGAAGAAUAGGAUACAAAUUAGUAGUUUUACAGAUAAAACAAAGCGUAAAAGACAGCGACAGAAAUUAAUAGAUCCGGUAUACGAUAAAUUGGACAAAUGCCUUUUAGCAUGGUUUAUUGAACGGAGGACCAUUGGCGAUCGAUUAACGGACGCGUUGCUAUUAGAAAAAGCCAGUGAAUUAAAAGAAAAUUUGCCAUCAUGUUCGCGUUUCAAACUAAACCGUGGAUGGCUAUCUAAAUUCAAAAAACGUCAUGGCAUACGUUUGGUACGCUUGUAUGGAGAGAAGGCGAGUGCUGACAAAGAUGGAGCAACAACAUUUGUAAACAAUUUUAAAAAACUAAUAAACGAUGACGAUAUAAAUUUGGAGAACAUAUGCAACAUGGACGAAAGUGGAUUGGUAUGGAAGAUGCUACUAACAAAGACGUUGGCAGGAGAGGAAGAAAACCAUUGGUUUGAAAAUCAUUUUAAACCCUCCGUAAACCAAUUUCAAGAGGAACGAGGUAUAACAGGAAGAGUGAUAUUAUUUGUUGACAAUUGCGAAGCGCAUAAAUUACCAGCAGGAAAUUUAAAAGACGAGAAGUUUGAAAUAAUAUUUUUACCACCCAAUACAACAUCCUUGAUCCAACCAAUGGAUCAGGGAGUUAUAGAAAAAACUAAACGAGCUUUCUGCCAUAAACUGCUCCAACGCGUGUUAACAUAUGAUGGUGGAGUACAUGAAUUUUAUAAAGAAUAUACUUUAAAAAAUUGUAUUGAUAUUUUAACUCAAGCAUGGUCAGCAGUAACGCAAACAAAUUUAAGAAAUGCGUGGAAUCAAAUUCUUGAACCUGUUGCUGCUGUCCAACCUCCACCUUUAGAAUCUGAUUGGCAGGAUAUGAUAAGUGCCAUUACGGGAAAAGACUGUUCAGAACAACAGGUUGCAGAUUUUUUAUCCACCUGCCAGGAAUUAGAAGGUAAAAGUGCAGACCAGCAGGAACAUGAAGAUGUUUUAAACGAACCCCAGGAGAAACCACCCGAAACGAUGUUCGAGGAGGACAACGAUACAGUUGACGAUUUACGCGACAUAUUUAGUCGCUUAAGUGUUCAUAGUGACAAAGCACCACUACAUAUACAAUAUGCGGUACAGAGCCUGAAGAUAUUUUUCUUAAACAAAGAAUAA